Syzygium oleosum is the source of this 1547-nucleotide messenger RNA. Its product is annotated as protein trichome birefringence-like 19. The transcript is spliced from 2 exons. NCBI's taxonomy places the organism in Eukaryota, Viridiplantae, Streptophyta, Magnoliopsida, Myrtales, Myrtaceae. Gene Ontology annotation, cellular component: Golgi apparatus. Gene Ontology annotation, molecular function: O-acetyltransferase activity. The record is from RefSeq and is a predicted model, not a curated record. The coding region runs from base 92 to 1441 and encodes 449 amino acids.
GACCUCAUAUUUCACGACGUAACUUUCAUGCACGCCAGAAACCUCUCUCCUUGCGCUUGCACGAACACUGUACACACAUACCUCAUCCGUCAUGACGGUCGCACUCUCGGAGGAGCAUCACGGCAAUAAGAAGGCGGUGCAGCAAAGUGCCACCGUUAACUUCAGGAGGGUGUUGGCGCUCGCUCCGACCACGAUUCUUCUCACCGUGAUCCCUCUGUGGCUCCUCUUCGUGAGCUCGCCCGUCCAGCCUCGAGAUUAUCCUCCGGCAUGUUCAAUAGAGGACAAAAAUGGUGGCCAUGAGGGCAAGGAUGAGGCAGCAGUAGUGCCGGUGCCGGUGCCGGUGGUAAGGGAGAAGAAGUGCGACGUGUUUAAGGGGAAAUGGGUGUACCGCCCGGACACGCCGACGUACUACACGAACGAGACUUGCUACGAGAUAAGCGACCAGCAGAACUGCAUGAAGUUCGGGAGGCCCGACACGGAGUUCUUGAAGUGGCGGUGGCAGCCGGAUGGGUGCGAGCUCCCGCCGUUCGACGCGGCCGAGUUCAUGGAGAUGGCGAGGGGGAAGUCGAUCGCCUUCGUCGGCGACUCUCUGGGGAGGAACCACAUGCAGUCCUUGCUGUGCCUCUUGUCCAGCGUUGACCAACCGGAGGACAUCUCUCUGAGGUACUCCACCGACUACAACUUCAAGCGAUGGUACUUCCCAAACCACAACCUAACCCUAGCCACCUUCUGGGCCCCAUUCCUGGUCCGCACCACCGACGCCGGUGGCGGCCAAACCCUCAACGGUGUCCUGAGCCUCCACCUAGAUGAGCCCCACCCUGCUUGGUCGUCCGAGAUCGGUGCCUUCCACCACGUCAUCGUCUCAGCGGGCCAGUGGUUCUUCCGCGCCCUCGUCUACUACCAGAACGGUCGACUCCUGGGCUGUUCUGCGUGCGGACGGGACAACAUGACCGAGGUGUCUAGAUUCCGGGCAUAUCGAACCGCGUUACGUACCACGCUGAAUGCCAUCAUGGGAAUGAAGAACCGCGAGGGCGGCAUCACAUUCCUGAGGACGUUCUCGCCGGCACACUUCGAGAAUGGGGAUUGGACCGACGGAGGGAGUUGCACGAGGACGAGGCCGUUCAAGACCGACGAGAAGAAGCUGGAGGGCUACGACUUGGAGUUCUACUUGGCUCAAGUGGAGGAAUUCUUGGAAGCUGAGAGGAGGGCGAGAGAGGAGGGCAUGAAGAUUAGGCUGCUCGACACGACGCGGUCCAUGCUGCUCAGGCCCGACGGACAUCCGAACCGCCAGUGCAACUGGCCCAAGAGCAAUGUCGGCCGGGCGGAUUGCGUGCACUGGUGCUUGCCCGGCCCGAUUGAUACGUGGAACGAGUUCUUGUUUCAUGUGAUGAAGUCGGAGAAAGGUGUAAAGUUUACUCAAAGGAAGCUACAGAGUGCGUAACUGAUGUUUAUGUUUGUACAACAUCUAGAGGAAUAAAAAAAGCAAUCGCAUGUCAAUAACAUUUCUUAUCGUUUGAAAAAUGGAAUGGGCAUUUUCUGUUUUUCCA